AUGAUUAAAGCAACUGCUCAUUCCGGCACAGGAAUCUCGGCCUUCAUAGCGGCACUUCCACCCAACACCAAUGUCUACGAUGCCCUGAUCCCCUUCCUCUACAAGAAAGCUUCGGCGUGUAAUCCAAGGUGGAUGUCUUUUGUGUUGAUGGUAUUUCUCUUAGCACAUAUCACCUUGUUGUUGGUGUCGCUAUGUAUUGUGAAGACACAUAUACAGAGGGGAAGCUACUGGUUCAUAAAAAAGGCCAGAAGUGGUCUUCUCAAGCCUGAUCGAGUGCUGCUGGACUCGAUUGGAUGUGCUGUAUACGCCGGGCUCACCAUUGUGGACAUGUCUUGCCAAUUAUAUAUAGAUUUCAAUGAAAUUCCAAUCCGUGGCAAACUUCUUCUCGAAUGGUACCGGUUUCCGAUAAGUGGAUUUACAUUUUGGUGUGCCGUGUGGGGGAUCAUUUCCAACCGCGUUCGCGCGAUAUGGGAUCCUACGCAUAGGACAGAUCACACGGCUACUCAUUGUGGUAUGCCCAAGUGGGUAACAAACACACUGAAUGGAAGCUUUAUCUUCUUUGGCGUUUCAGUCCUUACAGGUUUACCAGCCCUAUAUAUUCCAGCUUAUCGCGCCCAUAAUCAAAUUCUGGAUAUUAUUGAUAAAGUAGCAGAUGGACUGAGAAUGGCGGCUUCUUCGUCGGAAGCUAUGAAUUUCUCAUGGGAUACACUGAACCCAAUCCUAGACCCUUUAGCAAAACUUCCACUUCUUUAUCAUCAACUGGCAAAAAAAUUCAAGCGAACCCACUACGCCCUUGGAACUCUCGAUUUCACACUGAUAAUUACGUAUGUCAUCUUUGUCUUCUUGGCUUAUAAACAUUCUCAAGCUUUUCAGCGAAGCGCAAGGUCCCUAGAGAUGGCCAUCGAUCCUGCGCGCCUUAUGAGAAAAACCUACCAACAAGAGAUGAAAUCUAUCGUCAUCGAAGCAGCUUUUCUCUUGGUAUGGUUAAGCUCUUAUGUCCCAGUGUUUAUCUGGGUGUUUCUUACAACCUCUGAUGCUGAGCUUUUGCUUUCAUCGACAUCGGUGAUUGUUCCUGAAUUGACGCUUGGAUUGGUAGCUUCUUUGGCUGCUAACAUUGCAAUGGGUUGCAGACUGGCCUCAAGUAAUCGGAUGCUAGCGUGUCAGGUUCUACCUACAAAGUCAACUUCGAUAUCAGACGAUGACGGGAUCAAGCUCAGUGACAGAAUGGACCAAGUGUAUACCAAAUCCAACGCUUCUCGUACCAGCUAUCUUACUCGAGUAAUUAAUGAAAAAACUCAUAGUUCAGCUGAGAAAACUUCUCUCGCUCCAAGUGAGGCUACUUAA
Messenger RNA from Melampsora larici-populina 98AG31, 1344 nucleotides. RefSeq lists its product as uncharacterized. The transcript has 13 exons. NCBI's taxonomy places the organism in Eukaryota, Fungi, Basidiomycota, Pucciniomycetes, Pucciniales, Melampsoraceae. The record is from RefSeq and is a predicted model, not a curated record. The coding region runs from base 1 to 1344 and encodes 447 amino acids.